GGCUCAUUCCAUUCUUAGUCUGACCUCUACUUUGUCGAGGUUCAUAGAGUGUUCAUUGGAGAUGAAGAGAUGGAUGGAUCAACUUGUUAUUGAGGGAUUUAAAAUGUUUUGUUUUUGUCCGGCUUCUGUUUUCGUAUGAGUUUUCCACUUGGCUUAUUGUUGGAUUAUCUUUUUGAUCCAGCUACAUCCUCUACAGGUGAAGCUCUGUUAGUUUGUCCACAAGUCUAGUUGGUUUUAGUUAAGACCAUGAGUUCUGCUAACUCUAGCAUAGGAAUUGACCUGCUCCAGGUCAGGAUUGAUUCCUUGAGCAACAAAAUGGACAGGCUCAUAAGUAUCCAGGAAAAAGUGCUCAGCCGACUCAACGGCAUGUCUAUGGACAUUGAUGGAAUUGAGAAAGACGUUGAAACUCUGAAAGUGGAAAAAGAGGAGAUCCAUUUUCCUCCAGUUAUCCGUACAGGACCAGCCAAUGAGAUGAAGGAGAUGUGCCAAGAAAUGAACAGCAUCAUAUUGGCAGUAAAUCAACGUUCGGAGCAGCAAACCCAAAAGCUGGAGGGAAUGGAAAGACUGGUGAUGAGCAUUCAACAGGUGGUCAGCUUUAUUGGAGAAACUGUGAAAACAAACAAAAUCAUGGAUAUUAUGUUCAAAGGACCAGCUUCUCGGAAAAGUAAAGUGGCUUCAGCCUUUAGGUCCAAGGAGUGUAAGAUCAAACUGAACAGCAAGUGCCAGGCCUCAGAUAACAAUGAGCCUGUCACUAAAAAGCUACGAGAUCACAAAGUUAAAGAAGGGAAGUUUCGUCUGAGCCUCAAAGGCCUCAAAGCACAGAAAAAGAAGAAACCACCUGAUUCAGCUGAAGCAGUCUCUUUGAAGAAGCAGGCACUGUUGCUUGAAGAGGUUCAGAAACUAAAUCAAGAGAAUGCAGAACGCUCUGAAGCAUCCCAGCAUCUGGAGAAAGGUGUGCAGAAAUCAGAGGAUGGCUUGGUUACUCCAAUUCAGCAGGACCUUAUCCUUGAGGAAGCCAAGCCUCUUGAACCUGAGCAAGAGAAGAGUUUGAAAGAAGAAAAUGAGGUCACUCUGGAUCUGAAAGAAGAUGAGAUGAAAGAUGCAGAGCCCAUGAUAGAGGAGGUCCAAGCUGAAACACCUAGUUUAGUGGAAGAAGAGAGUAAGGAGAUGCCAUCAGAGACCACAGGCAUACUCAAAGAUCAGGAGGUAGAGGGCACGGAGGACCAGACAAUUACCAGUGGUCUUUCAGAACCUGAUAUUACUGAUAUGGAGCCUGCUACGCCAACUGAGAACUCAGUGCAAAGUAUUGAGUUGGAGCAGACAGAUGAGGUGACAACCAGCAGCAAAAGACAUGUGACCGAAGAAGAUCUGGGUUUGGAGGACCACAAGAAGAGCAGGGUUGAGGAGGGAAAAGACAAGAGUGAGGAGAAGCCACAGGAACCUGAAGAUCUGUGUGGUGUUUUCAAAGCUGAUGGUGUUGAAUUCCACCUGGAUUUCAGCAAACUGAAGAAGGAGAGCUAUGAGAAUGAAGAUGAAGAUCACAUUGAUAAUUUCUUCAUUGAUUGCACCCCCCCUCCAGCAGCACCCUUCAACCACCGUGUGGUGUCUGCCAAACCCAACCAGAUUAACAACUUCUACACUAUCAACCGACAGGAGGUUCUUGGAGGCGGUCGAUACGGUCAGGUGCAUAAAUGCAUUGAAAAUUCCUCUGGACUUACUUUGGCUGCAAAGAUAAUCAAAGCUAGGAGUCAAAAAGAAAAGGAGGUGGUGAAGAAUGAGAUUCAGGUUAUGAACCAGCUCGACCACGCUAACCUGAUCCAGCUCUACGCCGCCUACGAGUCCAGGAACGACAUCAUCCUUGUACUUGAAUAUGUUGAUGGAGGGGAACUCUUCGACAGAAUCAUCGAUGAGAACUAUAAGCUGACGGAGCUCGACACGGUGAUGUUCAUCAGGCAGAUCUGUGAAGGCUUGCGCUACAUGCACAAAAUGUACAUCCUCCAUCUGGACCUAAAGCCAGAGAACAUUCUGUGUGUCAGCAGACUCACAAAUAAAGUCAAGAUCAUCGACUUCGGACUGGCCAGGAAGUAUCAGCCCAGAGAGAAGUUGCGUGUGAAUUUCGGGACACCGGAGUUUCUCUCUCCUGAGGUGGUCAACUAUGAUUUUGUGUCGUUCAACACGGACAUGUGGAGCCUGGGCGUCAUCACGUACAUGCUACUCAGUGGUCUGUCGCCCUUCCUCGGGGACGAGGACAGUGAGACCCUGAACAAUAUUUUGGCCUGUCAGUGGAACUUCGAGGAGGAUGAAUUCUCAGAAGUCUCAGAAGAAGCCAAGGAUUUCAUUUCCAAACUCCUCGUGGUGGAUAAAAGCUGGAGGAUAGGAGCCACUGAAGCGCUGAAGCACCCCUGGCUGUCGGAUCCAGCCGUUCACUACCGUCUGCAUCAGAAGAAAAAUAGAUGCCGCUCGCGCAGAAACUCCUGUCUGCCUCCACCUGAGACUUAAUGGACCAAGCCUGCUGAGGAACCAUGAGGAUUACUGGACAUUAUAUUACACACAGACACACCGCUUUCACUGAAACUUCCCCAUUAACAUCCAUGACAUUUCUGGAAUUACAGCUAUGUUUAACCAUUGAUCCUACUCAGGAAUUUGAAGUGUAGAAUUUCAUCCCGCUUCAUAAAGUUCCUGAUUUGGGUUUCAUUCACUGAUUCUGAAAUAAAGUAGAAAUGAAAAUGGGCAGUUCACAUCAAAAUACAAAAUCGAAAUCAUUAAAAGUAUUAUAUGAUAUGAUUAAAAAACAUAUUCGACACUAAUGGAAGGUGUAAGCAGUAAAGCAAAAAACAUACUUGAACCAUAAAGCAAUCUUAAUCAUAACCUGAAGUAACAUUUUACCUAAAGUCUUUAUAUUUAAUGCAUUAUAAAAAAAAAAAAAAAUUACUUCUAAUGAGCUUUAAAUGCAUGAUCUCAUGUAACUACAGUUAUAAUACUUUAUAAUACUCAUCUAUCCAUUGUUUCAGCUUUAAGGCAUUAAACAAAUAACAAACAAACAUUCAUAUAUUGUAAAGCAUUUAAACUUUUGUUACAAUGAUUUAUGCAAAGAUAAAAUGAAUUACAAUGCACACAAUGGAUACCUUUAUAAAUGCAUUUUACUGAAAGGCUUUACGUAAAGUUUUGCCAUAGCUUUUGACUAUUAUAAAUAAACUUUAGCUCCAUUGUUGUAACAUUAUGAUUUGCAAGCUUCCUCUGUAAUAAGCUGAUUUUUGAAUGCACCUAUAUAAUGACUGAAAUAUAUCUGAAUUGAGAGAUUGAGUGAAUAUUGUUUCAUAGAUUUAGUUUUUAGGUUUUACAUGUUCUGCAGAAUUGAAAAGGGAUGAAAGAUGUUAUUCUAAAGGGGAAAGCAGGAAAACAAUCAUGUUAAAGCUAAUAUAUAUAUAUUAAUGUAGUUUUUUUAACUUUAUGAUUUGAAUGUUGUGUAUCAUUGCAUUAUAUGCACUUUAGAACAUAAUUGUUUUGUGAAAAUAAUAUGAAAAUGAUCUUAAGAGAUUCAAAAGCAAAAGUAGUUUUAGAGAUUUUGUUUUAUAUGUUAACAGUGUUUUCCAUAUAAACAUGAAUAAAAAUAAUAUUGUAGA
Carassius auratus (goldfish) is the source of this 3623-nucleotide messenger RNA. RefSeq names its product myosin light chain kinase family, member 4a (gene mylk4a). Gene Ontology annotation, biological process: protein phosphorylation. Gene Ontology annotation, molecular function: ATP binding; protein kinase activity. The coding region runs from base 247 to 2499 and encodes 750 amino acids. Lineage: Eukaryota; Metazoa; Chordata; Actinopteri; Cypriniformes; Cyprinidae. The record is from RefSeq and is a predicted model, not a curated record. The transcript is spliced from 14 exons.